AUGGAGCCAGAAAUUGACCCAGCCUCCCUCUUCCGGCCGGGCAAGAGGCGGAAGUUCCAGCGACGCCGGCCAGAGGACAACGACGAGGAAUCGCCUUCUGCGACAGAAGAUGUUGCUCGUGUUUCAGAAUCAUCUACACCUCCGUCCUGGCAGGAUGCCCCAAGCUCUGUCCCCACAGCAGAGAUUCUUCGUUCGCGACGGCUUCAGCGAGCUCGAAAGGGUGGCAUCGAAUUCUCCGCCACCUCGCGGCCAUCGGCCGGUAAGAAUAGUCAAACGGCCAUUUCAACCGUGGCGGAGGAGGAUCAAGAAAAUGAAAGGUUGCGAGCAAUGUGCGAUCGAUUCACGGCCCAUACUGGCCAAACGGUUGAUGUUGACAAGCAUAUGAUGGAUUUUAUAGAGUCUGAAAUGGCUAAGCGAUACCGGCGUGACAAUUCGACCGAAGUUACGACGCAUGAUACACCUUCGGCGACUGAACCGAAAGCGGCUGCUCUGUCUUCUGCUGACCUUCCCCAACGCGAGCCGGCGUCUCUUGGGAAACUGCACGAAAUUGAUCUUGGUCACGAGACAACGUUGCAGAAUAUUGCCCGUACAGAGGCAGCGACGAAGAGACUCGCCGGGGAUGGCGAUCAAAGCUCUCCCACCGAGCAGAGCUCCGGGCCCAAGAUGGCCCCGGUAAAUGGGGACCAGAAGACGUGGCGCAAUCGGAAACGACGGACGAGUGAAGACAUUGAACGAGAUCGACUGGUGGAGGAAGUAUUACGGGAAAGUAAAUUGGAUGUCUACGAGGGGCCAGAAGAGGAAGGUGACGAAGCAGUGGGUGAGGAUGGGCAAGCGGCCGAUGAUAGGGUGGCAGAGCAGUUCAGAAGGGACUUUCUCGAUGCCAUUCAAUCCCGGCGUCGUGUUGCGCGAGCAAGGAAUACGAAGACAACCAAGCCCGAGGCUCCGCGCGGGCCCAAAUUGGGAGGCAGUAGAAGUGCCAGAGCAGCGAUGCGGGAGAUGCAAGAGAAGUCUACCCGUAAAUGA
Aspergillus luchuensis is the source of this 1023-nucleotide messenger RNA. RefSeq names its product telomere length and silencing 1 family protein. The transcript has 3 exons. Gene Ontology annotation, cellular component: spliceosomal complex. Gene Ontology annotation, biological process: mRNA splicing, via spliceosome. Bases 1 to 1023 code for a protein of 340 amino acids. NCBI's taxonomy places the organism in Eukaryota, Fungi, Ascomycota, Eurotiomycetes, Eurotiales, Aspergillaceae. The record is from RefSeq and is a predicted model, not a curated record.